AUGGAGACAAGAUACUACCAAGCACCAGGUAGUGAUCCUGUAAACGAAGUGUUGGCAGGUGGGAAUGUAGUUGCUUUGGUGAAAGUUGCUGAGCAGUUUGAAGCAUUGAUAUUACAAAUGUCAGACGCCAUCACAAGCGAGUGUCAGAGAUUAAACGCUUGGGCUCUCCUGGGGGAUGGAACAGGUGCCCAGCUAGUGAACAAGAGCACAUCAAAAGCUCUCUCUAAGGAGGAACUCAUUGGAGCUGAUGGAACAAUCCGAGCCUGUGACCUCCUCCAGGUGGAUCAGCUGACAGGGCUGGUCACUCCGCAUCCGGAUGCUGUUAUGCUUCUGGCCAACAAAUACAUCAUGCCUGUACCUGAAGGCCAUUUCCUGCACCCUCAGACUGGAAAGGUGCUGCCUAUUGCUGGCAACGUGUGUUACGAUUCCACAAGAUCUCAGCUUAUCCCGUUCACGGACUCAACAGGAGUGGCCUGUCAACGUGUGGAACAUUUGAUUCCAUAUGUGCCUCACCCACUGAAUCCAAACACUGGCCUCCCAGUGAAGAUUCAGCUAAGGAGCCUGCAUCAGCAGUGCAAGCUGAGGCUGGGAGGACCAAUUGGAGAUGCAGCGACAGGCAUUGAGGUGCCCAUCUUGGCUGUGACCAUUCAUCUGAGGACAGGGCUGGCCUAUCCAUUGGGGGGAACGUACAUUAGCCCAGCCACAAACAUGUUGGCACCGAUUGAAAUUGGAGCACCUAUCAUCCAUGAGAAGACUGGCCAGGUGGUAUCCAUCAUUGGAGUUGGUCUGGAUUCCAACACAGGUCUGGUGGUGCCUCUCGGAGGAGUUGCAGAAUCUUCAAACACUCCCCUGAUAGUUGGGGACAGUUUCUUGGAGCCUCUCAGUGGAAAGUGUACUCGGAUUUCAGGUGCUUACAUACAAGGGAAUCGGGUGUUGCCAUGUGCUGGCGGUUACCAGGCACUGCUAGAUGCUAUCACUCUAUCCUGUGAGAUCCAAGUGCUGGAAGCGUUGAAGGAAGAACUGGCAAUGACGACGUCAGAGACACCUUCCUGUCCUCAGAAGCAGCUGAGCUUGCUAAUGGGCGCAGUAGAUGACUUGGUGAAGGCACGGGCCAGAAGCUGGGCACACAUCAUUCACACUGGGUACAACCUGCAGAGACAGAGGAAAGAAGCCAAGGAUUUAGCAGACAAUGGUGGAAGUGUGGGGAUGAUCUCAUUUGCUAGCACUGGCCUGCCGAUCCCGGCUGUCAUUGGGAUGCAGAUACCUGAUCCUGGAGGUUCUGACCUGGAAGUGCCUAUUUUAGGGGUGGAAAUCGACAGGGCAACUGGUCAACUCAUCCCUCUUGCUGGAACUAUGGAGGAUCCAGAUGGAAGAGGUCUGAUACCAAUCACUCUUGGUGCCAGAAGCAUAGACGAGCUCACGGGUGAAAUUGGUCCAGUUGUUGGCGCUCGUAUCGAUCAACAAACUAGAAUUGUGGUACCCAUCACACAGUCAUCCCGAAUCUCCGUAAGACGAAAACCAGUUCUAGAAAUGCUCGAUGUCCUUGAAGAGGAACUCCGUUAUAGGCAAGAUAAUUGGCAAUAUCAGCGACAGAAAGAGGAAGAUCUGUAUGUCGCUUUGAAGGGUUUGCUGCAGGAGGUAUCUGACACCAAAGCUGAUUGCAAAUUCAUGAAGGUUGAGAAGAACAUGGUGGCCUUUGAUGAUAUCAUUGACUCGUUGCGAGACUGUGCACAAAGUGAAGCCCAACGCAGAUGCACACAGGAGUCGCAGCUUGCAUCCUUGAUGCCGGUAGACAUUUUGUUUCUGAUUUCUCAAGUGGAUAAGGAAGAGGUGGAGCAGCAGCUUCUGUAUUUAGCCAUGUCUCACACCUUCAUCGAGAAGGUCAAACAGUUUACUCAAAAGAUGCGUCAAGAAGAGGUUCAUCUAAGGGGUCAACUGCAGGAAUAUAUUGACCAGCAAGAAACUUUCAGACUGAGGCACCAACAGGUGAAAAUGCUUCUCACUCAAGACUUUCACAAAAGCAUGAUGAGCAGGUGGACCGGCCUUGAGAUUGCCUGCAUCAGGCUGGAACACCUCCGAGACUUGGCUGAGCUGUGUGCUUUGGGAGCCAAGGAUAUUCUUUCUGGGAAGCUCUACUGUUUUGGAGACUACCAGCUGAUUGUACAUGGAGCCAAGGGAGAAUUGUAUGAGGCUCCAUAUUUGACCACUCAAAAGAUGCUUCCUCUUCUCAAACAGUUAAUAGGCCUGUUAGAGACUAACAAGAACAUCAUUCUAUCUCCAGACACUUUGAAUCUUGUAGCAUAUCAUGAGAAAGACAAGGGCAAGCUGUUAUCCCAAUCUCCACUCAUUAAGCUCCUCAAGGAAAUCAAUGAGCAACUGAAAACAAAUCCAAAAACAGAAGAGCUUUGGCAAGAGAAUGGCCAUCCGCGGAACACAACACAAACAGAGGCCAAAUACCAAGGUACAUUGACUUAA
Messenger RNA from Chiloscyllium plagiosum (whitespotted bambooshark), 2475 nucleotides. The record is from RefSeq and is a predicted model, not a curated record. NCBI's taxonomy places the organism in Eukaryota, Metazoa, Chordata, Chondrichthyes, Orectolobiformes, Hemiscylliidae.